Molecule: messenger RNA, 1541 nt
Organism: Suillus subalutaceus
Lineage: Eukaryota; Fungi; Basidiomycota; Agaricomycetes; Boletales; Suillaceae
Exons: 5
Coding region: 1-1326 (441 amino acids)
Molecular function (GO): protein binding
Source: RefSeq, a predicted model, not a curated record
AUGGCUGCGAAAAUCUGGGAUGCAAAGACGGGCGAGCUUCUCAACACACUCAAACACGAUCGCUGGGUUUGCAGUUUGGCAUGGACAUCGGACGGCAAGAAGCUUAUCUCCGGUUCUAACUUGAUUAGGAUAUUCGACACUGCCAUUUGGCGGCAGAUCGCCAUCCUUGAAGGUCACACAAGUGAUAUCUAUGCCAUCUGCUUGUCUCAGAACAACCGCUUCCUUGCAAGUGUAUCACCCGAUAAAACAGCGCGCCUAUGGAAUCUCGAUACAAACCUCCCAGUUGGACCACCCCUCCAGCACGAAGAUCGUUUGUUAUUCGCAGCCCUUUCCCUUAACGGAAAGGUGUUAGUCACUGCUUGCCGGGACAAAAACGUGUACACAUGGGAUGUUCACGCCAUCCUUAAGAAAGCUGGCCUUGAAGACCUCCUACUUCCCAUUAGUAUCAAUAUUAAGACAUCUCAAGAUGAUUCAGGAACACAGUACACACCCCGCUCCUCUCUCGAUGACAAGUCAUUUUUGGAAGCUGAUGCUACGCGAUGUCCUGGCCAGUUUGAUGGCGUUGAUAAACUCUCCCCAAGGUUUUUUGAUGGCAUGGAGGGAGAUUUUGAUUCCUCCCCGAUGGGUGGUGCACACCCUCAUUCCUCAAAUGCACUCCUCGCUCGCCUUUCCUCGCUCCUCCACCGCUUUCGACCCGAUAGUGGUGAAACAACCGAACUUCCACAACCCUCAAGGCCUUCAGGGUUCCAUCCACACGUACUCCUCGCUCGCCUGACGUCACUCAUUCACCGUUCUCCACCUGAAAAUGUUGCACCAGACGAACUUCAACAACCCUCCACGCCUUCGCAGGCAGAUCCACGUGUGCUGCUGGCUCGCCUCUCCUCACUUUUCCCCCGACCUCGACUCGGCACUGACGAAGAAGCCGAACCUCAACCCACGACGCCUUCGAGUUCACGUCCAGAUGCACUUGUCAGCUGGCUGUCCUCGCUCUUCCGCUCUCAACCCCACGCCAACGAUGAAAUCGAGCUCACGCAACGCCCACACCAUCCUCCUGUGGUCGAAGUAGCUGCAGUGCGCGAUAAGCAGGCUUUGGUUGUCGCUCGGGGGCCACAAUACAAGAAGGCAAAACGAGCAUAUGAGCAACAAACUCAAUCACACGGCCAAGCCCGGGUGUCGUCAUCGCACACUCAACCUGCCGAUACCUCAACAUCCGUGACACCUCCUGCUCCAGGUACAGCAGCCGCACAACCACCACCCAUCUCAUGGUGGGCUCGCAUCGUGCUGUUUCUCUGCUGUGCAUCUCCACCACAUGCCAAUGGUCAUUAAUACAGCUAGCAUUGCAGCGUUUGUACAUCUACGUCACCUUUGCUUCUAGUCAUUUGGAGAACCUUUCCAUAGUCUCAAUUAUUACACGCUCAUCCACUGCUUUCUCCUUCUGACCGACCCACACAACCUUGCAGACAUGCGAGUGUUUCGGCAACGACUGCUUUUGCUUAACCUUUUUGUUCAAGCCCUAAUCAAGCUAACUUACCUUUGAAUUC